AUGACGGAUGAAAAUGUAACUGAUAGUGAAGCGAAUAAUGAUAAUACCAACGGGAUAGUAGAGAACUACCAUCAACUACCACCACCACCACCACCACCUCCGCCACCUCUGUUAACACCAUUAAAAACAAUAUUAGAAACAAGUUGUAAUUCGACUAUUGAACGUAGUAUUCAUAAUGUAUUACGUAAACAUUUUCUUGAACAAAGACCCAUAACAUGGAAACCAAUCAAAGUUGAAUUAAUUGUUAAUACACAAUUGACGGAUGAUUUUUUUCUGAUACGAAAAAGAUUUGAAAAAGGAUCUGGUGGUAAUCGAUAUGAAUUCGAAGAACAUUAUGGAUUUCUAAUAGAAAAUGAUGCACAAGUAUCUGACAUAUGUAAUAAUGGAUAUCAUUGUACAGAAACAUCAUUCAAUGUUCUAGGUCACAGUAAAUGUGGUGUAUACGUUUGCAAAUAUGCUGAUGUAUGCAUUCGACAAGCGAGUGUUCGACGAACAUGGGAAGGAAGUAUGACAAUAAAAAUGAUUAUUUUUAAAAUUGUUGAAGGAAAACAAACAGCAGCACUUGUUCGAAAAGGACCUAAAUUACAACCAAUUGCACCCACACCUCAAUUUACAAGUCACUGUUCAGUGAUUACACCUAAGGAAACAGAUGAUUUAGAAAAACAAUUCGACCAAUCACAAAUUUUCCUAUAUGAAUUCGAAGGUCGAGAAACAAUUAAACGACCUCAUCAUUGUUUACCUUAUGCUAUUGUUAGUCUGAUACAAGAUGGAACUCAAUGGCCAGUAAAUUUCGAUAAUUUCGAUGCCGAACUAGACGUAUUAGAGACGGAUACAUUACGAGUCAUUGCACAAACAGAUGAUCAAUUAUUACAAAAUAAAUUAAAAGAAAAUAUUGAAUUAGCUGAAGCAGCUACACGUGCUUUAGAACAUAUUUAUGAAGAAGAACCAUUACCACCACCACCACCACCCACUGUAGCAGAUCAUGUUCAUUCACCAUCAACAAAUGCAGAAAUCCUAUUAACAACAACAAUGUCCGACAAUACAUCUGUAUCCGUAGUUAAUGGCAUAGCAACAUCAGCAUCUUUAACAAUAUCUAAUGACAAUCCAUCCGCAACAUCACCAUCUUCAAUAGUAGUAUCAACAAAUAAUACUGAUGCUUCAUUAAAUUCGUUAGUACCACCACCACCACCACCUCCAUCAUCGUCAACAGUAACAAUAGUUGCAACUUCAAAAACACCAGCUACAGCUGUCGCAACUACAAUACCAUUAACUCAUUCAGCAGCAGCUGUUCAAGCAGCUUAUCGACAACAAACAAGUCUCUUAGGUGCACUACCAAGUGCAGCUGCUCUACGAGGAGCAUCUAAUGCUGUAUAUUCUGCACCAGCUGGUUUUGCCAAUGGUAUGAAUGGAUCAAUACUUUAUGGCGGUGUUUCAUUAGAUGCUCUUCGUGGGUAUUCAACAGGAACUACUGGUACUUCUCCAUAUGUAUUUGCUACACAUGCUGGUCAAUCACUACAACAACCAGCACUCUAUGCUGCUCAAUUACAAGCUGUUGCUCAGCAACAACAAGCGGUUCAAUUCGCAGCAGCUCAACAGCAGCAGCAACAGCAACAACAAAAUCUAAUUAACAGUAUUCCAGCUGGUUAUAUGCUUGUACGCACAGCGAAUGGUGGCUAUGCGCUACUUGGGAAUCCAACAGGAGCAUCAACUGCGACAAUGCAACCACAAGCACAAGCAUCACUUGCACAACAACAAUAUAUUUCUUUCAAUGCUGCUGGCCAACCUACAGCAGCUACAUCACGAUAUCCAGUAGCUAUGGUUGGUGGACAAUCACAACAAUUGGUCUAUCAAUAUGCUGGGCAACCAACUGGACAAGCAACUCCCACACAAUAUAUUCAAGUACCAGCUAAUUAUGUACAACAACAAUUAUCUACAAGUCCUAUUAUGCAAGCAGCAGCUUCAACUGGUUCACAAGCUUAUGCGAGUCAAAUACCGACUGAAUAUAUCGGAAUACCACAAGCAGUUAAUAAUAAUAAUAAUAAUAAUAAUAAUAAUAAUAAUAAUAAUAAUAUAAAUACUUCUUCACCAAAUACUUCUUCAAUAGUUUCAUCAUCAAAUGUAGCAACAUCUUCCUCAUCAGCUCAAUCUCAACAAGCAUCUACUCUAAUAUCACCGCAAAAGCAAAGUGCUGCUUCAGCAACAGCUGCGGCUCUUCAACAACAACAACAAUAUCAGCAUUCUCAAUAUGCACAACAUAAUCAACAACAACCAGUAAAUAGUGCUCAUGGUGCUAAUGUUUAUUAUGCAGCCAUAGCUCAAGCACAAGCUCAACUUACUGCACAAGUGCAAGCACAACAACAACAACAAGUGGCUGCUGCAUACUCACAGCAGCAGCAGCAGCAACAACAACAACUAAAUUUUAUUUCACAAAUGCAAUACGGAACUCAACAAGGUGUUCCACAACAAAUGUAUUAUGCAACAUCCGGUGGUCAAACCAUCUAUCAAGCAGGUGGUCAAAGCUAUGUGCUUGCUCAAGCAGCUCCAACAGCCGGCACAACAACAACUACUGGAGCUCCAGCGAUGUAUUCUGCAGGUCCUGCAUUACAUAAUGGUUCGGCUCAACAGCAAAGUCAACAACAUGCAUCUCAAUCUCAGCAGCAGCAACAGCAGCAGCAACAACAGCAACAACAACAACAACAACAACAACAACAACAACAGCAACAACAACUAGCAUAUCAAAUAGCUGCUGCAACUGGUCAAUCGGCUGCUGCAGCAUAUCAAAUGAUAAAUGCAAGCGUAGCCUCUCAACAACAAACAACAGCAGCUGCAGGUGUUGUAGCUCAACAACCUGCCCAACUUGUCCAACGUUCAAGUGUAUUACCACAAGUCCGACAUCAUCCGUAUAGAAAUUAA
Rotaria socialis is the source of this 2913-nucleotide messenger RNA. NCBI's taxonomy places the organism in Eukaryota, Metazoa, Rotifera, Eurotatoria, Philodinida, Philodinidae. The record is from the annotation of a GenBank genome assembly.